This is a messenger RNA of Larimichthys crocea (large yellow croaker), 3926 nucleotides long. RefSeq names its product interferon alpha/beta receptor 1b. Gene Ontology annotation, biological process: cytokine-mediated signaling pathway. Gene Ontology annotation, molecular function: protein binding; interferon receptor activity. The record is from RefSeq and is a predicted model, not a curated record. Lineage: Eukaryota; Metazoa; Chordata; Actinopteri; Sciaenidae. The coding region runs from base 150 to 1370 and encodes 406 amino acids. The transcript has 8 exons. Gene Ontology annotation, cellular component: plasma membrane.
AAAAUCCAUAAACCGGAAGCAGCCGUUAGCCUCACCGUGACAGCGCGCGCUGUGUCGGUGCACGGAGAGCUGAGCCUGGAUGGAGGCGACGAGCGCAUGAAACACCGUCAGUAGAAGUAGAAAGAAGAACAUCAACACCAACCUCGGCCAUGUCCGGCCUCCUCCUCCUCCUCCUCCUCUUCCUCGGCUCCGGGGCGGCAGAGCUGGCGGCUCCACAGAACGUCACCAUGGUGACCCUGAACACAAAUUACAUGCUGAGCUGGGACUGGGACCGGAGCGCCGCGGGGAGUCACGGCGUCACCUUCACCACACAAUACGUCGGGAAGUUCAAGCUGAGGUACAAGAGUCCGAAAUGGUCCAUGGUGUGUGAAAACACGCCGCAAACAUCAUGUGACCUCACAGACCUGAACCUGCACUACCUGGGCAUCUACGUGUUCCGCGUACGAGCCAGCGCAGACGGACGCCAUUCGGACUGGGUGCUGAAGGAAUUCUGCCCCGAUAAAGAUGCUGCCGUGGGUCCUCCAAGUAAAGUGGAGCUUUCUGUUGCUGAAGGUUUCUUGGAGAUUUCCAUCUCUGACCCUCUGACCAACACCAACACCUCCAUGAAGGACAAACUUCGUGAACUGUACUACCACAUCGUCUACUGGGAAGGCUCUCCAGGCAUACAGGCUUCAGCCCAGACACUCGACAGCAAGAAGACUCUGGUGACUCUGUCAAACCUGAAGUCCUGGACUUGGUACUGUGUGAUGGUCCAGUCUCGCUCCGACUUCUACAACAAGACCAGCAGCUUCACGUCACCGCAGUGCAUGCAGACGACAGGUGCUGUUCAGUGGUGGCAGAUCUUUUUGUACUUCAUGGGCUCUCUGCUGCUCUGCUUCACCUUCGUGCUGCUCGCACUCUUGUGCUUCUUCGGGCUCUACAAGACCGUCAAGAAAAACUUUUUCCCCCAGAUGCCGCCACAAUUCAAGGAGUAUUUUUGCGACUCUCCCAGCUCUGACAUCCCUCGCCUCCUCAACACGGAUUCAGAAUCGGAGCUCUUGUGUGAUAAGGUGAUCAUCUGUCCAGCGCCGGUCCUGGAAAUCCACAACCCGCCCCUGGAGGUCCUGCAGGCGUCCAUGUCCAGCCUGGAGCCAGACAGCAGCGGCAGACACAGCCGCCAGGACAGCAGCUGCAGCGGAGACUCUGGUGUUUACUCCGCAGGGGGCAGCUCUGGCCUGCAGCAGCCCAACAGCGCUCAGUCCUCCACGGGGAUCGAAGCCUCCUGGCGGGACCCCUUCGACAUGGAUCAUGUAAAGAUGAAAGACAUGGCUCCAGGGCUCAAGAGUCAGCUUCUGAUGGCAGACGAGAGCAUUGUAGACGUGUGUGUCUGAACGCACGCACGCCAAAAGACGUUACGUCACAUGUGCAGCGUGCCUUUCCUCCAGCUGGCCAGGAAAAAAAAAACACUGUAUGACGUGACGGACACACAAGGAACUGAUCUGCCCUGAAGACCAACCACUUCACUGUUGACGCAUCACUUUUUUUAUAGCUGCAGAUCCUUACGCCUUGCUAUCAACAUUCCGUAGAGAGUGUUUAUAUGUGCUGAACAUAACCGCUCCGUCUCUUCAUUCACUUUGUAUGUUGCUCAACCAACCGCUGCCUCUGUAACUGCCAAAGGAAGCUUCGCGGUGUCACUAUUUCGCAGCGUAGACUGCACCCGACGUCAACGCAGGCGCCGAUGUCGGGUACACGGAAUAAACCAAGCGAGGACGCAACUGGGAGAGAAUUGGAGUUCAGAUUCAGUCAACGACGUUGUUUCUCUAAAAGUUCUAAGAAAUCUAGGAAUUCUUCGUCAGAAACUGUUUGGAAAAGUAUCACAGGUUAGGGUUAGCCAAUCACCUCAACUGACGACAAGUUCUGGUUCUGGACGAUCUGGUUCAACAUAAUACAGUGCUGCCCAUAAGUUUACAUACCCCGACACAAUGGUUUUUUUCUUCAGAGAAAAUGAAUGAUAACACAAAAUGUUUUCUUUCACUCUUGGAUAGUGGUUGGCCAAAGCCAUGUAUUGUGAAACAUCUGUGUUUACUCUUUUUAAAGCACAAUGACAACAGAAACCUGAUCAAAAGUUUACAUACCCUUAGAAUUUGGCCUGAUAACCUUGAAACAAUUAGGGUUGAAUGGCUAUUAAAGGUAACUAUCUUCACGUGUGAUCUGUUAGCUUGUAAUUUAGUGAGUGUGUAUAAAAGUCAGUGAGUUGCUGGACUCCUGAGAAACUCUUGUGUCCCUCACGUGGUGCUGUUCUGAUGUCUUGGAUGCAGAAUCAUCAAAUCAAUCAAACCACGGUCUGGUAGACCAAGCAAAGUUUCCCCCACAACUGCAAGGAAAAUUGUUCGGGAUGCGAAGAAAAAGCCUCAAAUAACAUCAGGUGAAAUUCGACUCUCCCUCAAAGAAUGUCAUGUGGACGUCUCAAGCAGUACUGCAAGGGGGAAAUACACCGUAUUAGGACUGGGGUAUGUAAACUUUUGAUCAGGGUAAUUUGGGUCAUUUCUGUUGUUGUUUUGGUUUAAAUUGAGUUCUCACAUUUGUGUCACAGUAAAUGGCUUCAGCUGUUCACUAACCACGCGUGGGAAAAAGGGUUUUUGUGUCAUCAUUCAUUUUCUAUUACAAAUGGGCAAGAAACUAUGAAUCCUGUAAGGGUAUGUAAACUUAUGAGCAGCACUGUAUAUGUGUCCACAUCUGGAAAAACCUCUUUCUUUGGACCUUGUCCUUUGUAUCUCUGUUCAGCAUUUAUUCCCAAUAUAUCUGUUUCUACCAGAUGUGACCAGAUAAUGUAGCUAAACUGUUACUGGAGAGGAAGAGGGGAAAGAUAAUUUCCCUUUAAGAAGUUCCUUCAGCAUCGAUCUUUGCUCGACUUCUCUCCAGUUCUGAUCGAGUUGCCUGGAGUUCCUCACAGGUUCGGACAAGCAUUGUAGAUUCUCGCGUGAUCUUGUACGUCCAGCUUAGCGCGGCAAUGCAUGGUUCAGUGCGAUCGGCUUUUAACUCCGACAGGCCGCUGUAGUCUGAGCGUUUCAUUAACUGUCAUGUCGCUUUAACACGUUCCGCAGCUUACAGGUGCCGUUAACUAACACUGAGCAGACUUGAGCAGUGGACAAAGAGAAGAGUUCCCUGAUUCGGCGCAGUGCUGGACAUUGCUAGUUCAGGUUUAAGAUGUACCGAUCAUUCGAUCAGUCGUCUCAUUCUUUGAGUGUCUGUGUUUCUGUCGGCCUCUACUAUGAAAGCAAAGUUUUGUCUGUCAUGAAGCUUGUGUGUACCUCCUUUAUGAUUCUUAUAGAAUCUUGCUGCCAUUUUUUUAUUUUUUUUUUAUUUGCUCGAUUGUGACAUUUUAUUUGUAUCAAAGAUAAUUUUUCAUUGGACCUGUUCGUCUUUCAUGUUUUGUUUUUCCUUUAUUGUACUGUAUGAUCACAUUAGCCUCACAUGUGUAUCUAAAUAACUGGUUCCCGACCCCGCCUAAGCAUCGCCAAAGCUUCGAGGGGUGCAAGAAAACUUAGGAAGAAGAAGGAAAAAGAUGCAGCAGGGUUGUCUCUGCGCUGGGGACUUGUACAGUUUAUUAAACUCCGACUCAUCUGCUUCGAAUCUGCAGCGCCGCGAUGUACGGGCGACAUUUUGAGGCAGCAAAUGUUGAAAAAAAUUUACUUGCAGCAGGAUGUCCGUGAUUUAAAACUUAUUGAGAUAACAUGUUGAGUCAACAUGUUGCCUCAAUCAGUGUCCGCUGCAAUGUCUGUUGAAACUGUACAUACACAACACAAUGUAAAGCAGUGUACCGGUGACGUGAGUGUGUGCACUAAGCAGUGGUGAUAUCGAUGUACGUCUCUGGUCUCACAUCCAACAAUCGCAUCAUGUUAAUGGACAAUCAUAAAAAUGAAAUAAAAAUCAGCUCUUGCAUCAAA